AUCAUACCAAAACAAAGACUGGUUACGGUUUAUUUAUACCGUUUGAAAGACCAAAACCGCUGACACCUUUGCAUAUGAACGACCCAUCUUCGAUAUUGCGAAGAAAUAACGGCCAUAGGCUUUCUGUAGCGGGCGCUACAAGAUCAUCAUUUAGAUCAAGUCAAUUUGAAACAGGAUCAGCUAAACGUAAAUCCUUACUUUCUACGCCAGCAUCGACCAAAAGAAGACAGAGUUCACUUCCACCAGGACUGACCCCUAGUCUGCUGCAGCAAUUGCACUCCUCGCAGCAACAACAGGCCCCUGUGACUGCAUCUCCAUCUGUCAUAGAUCCUCGUCCACUUCGGGAUAAGAAUUAUAUCUCACUUUUACAACAAGAAGUUUACGAUUUCCUUUCAGCAAAUAAAUUUGAAAUUGAACUGGGUGGACAUCCAUUAACACAAAGAACACUUCGACAACCAACUCAAAGAGAUUUUGUAGUUGUAUUUCAAUUUCUUUAUCAUAAAAUUGAUCCAUUUCAUCGAUUUACUAAAACUAUUGAUAAUGAAGUGUUUAUAUUAUUAAGAACACUUAAUUAUCCAUAUUUAGAAACAAUCAAUAGAACUCAAAUAGCCUCGGUGAACUCCCUGAACUGGCCGGCCAUUCUUGGAAUGCUUUAUUGGUUAGUGAAAUUAAAUUUAUCAUUAGCUGAUUUAACCAUUGAUGGUACAGAUCCAAUACUUGUUGAUGAUCAACUUGAUCAAAUAUUUAUAGAUUAUAUCAGACAAUCAUAUCGAGCAUUUAUUAAUAAUGAAGAUGAUUAUUCACCAUUUCUUUCAAAUAUGAAGGAAAAAUUUGAUGAAAUGACAAAGGGAAUAAUUGAAGAUAUUGGGAAUUUAGAAAUUGAAAAUCAACAAUUACAAACUCAAUUGGAUACAUUAACAAAGGAAUUGAGUAUAUUAGAACAAUCUGAACUUAAAUCAAAGGCGCUUGAAUCUGAUUUAGUGAAAUUUAAAGCAUAUAUUGAAACUAUGGAAUCAAGAAAAUUAAAAUGGUCUGAUGUUUUAGAUAAAAUAAGGGAAGAAGUAACAAAUUGUGAAAAGGAAUUAAUAGAAUUAGAAUCUGAUAAACAAAGAUGUCAACUUGAAUUGGAAGUUCAAGGUCAUACUCCAAAGGAUAUUGAUGGAUUAUAUACUGAAAGAGAUAAACUUACAAGGUUAAUUGAUGUUACAAAUUCAAGAAUUGAAGAAUUAGAAAAUCAAUUAAGAAUUAAAGAAAUUGAAUGUCAAAGAGGAUUUGAAAGUUUAGAUAAUUUCAUUAAACAAUAUAAUGCAAUGGUUUAUCGAAUGGGUACAGCAUCAGCAUCAUCACAAGUUGAUAAAGAUGGAAAUAAUUCAAAUUCAAAUUCAUAUGAACUUACACUUUUAGUGAAUUUACCAACAUCCAAACCUUUAUUACCAGCUGAUAUUAUAAAUAAAACGAUAUCACUGCAAAAAGUUCAAUUAUUACAAUAUAAAUCACAAAUCAAUACUACUAUUCAUAAACAUCAAGAUGAUCUGAUUAAACUUCAAGAACAAUUAGAUCUUAUGCUGGAACAAAUUACAGAAAAGAGAGAAGAAAUUGAAACAUUAGAGGCAAAACUUUCUGCUAAUAAGACAACAUAUGAUGAAAUAUAUGAAACCAUGACAAAUGAUACUACAACAUAUUCAAUGCAAAUUGAAAAACUUGAAAGAGAACUUCGAUCAAUUAAAAUCAAUACAAAUCAAGGAUUAAUUGAAGUUGAAAAUCGAUCACAAGCGAUUCAAAUAGAAUAUGAUGAACUUAUUCAUCAAAUUCAAGCAGAAAGAUCAACCUUACAUGAUAGAGUUCAAAGAUUAAUUGAAUUUACAAUUGGAUUUAAAAUUAAUAUGCAACAAAAUUUGGAAGAUUUAGAAAGUUUAGCAAUUCAAGAAAGUAAUUAAAUGAAGAAUGAAUCUUUUAAAUCUUUUAUUAAUUGAAAACUACAAUAUAAAGAUGUACAUUAU
Molecule: messenger RNA, 2000 nt
Organism: [Candida] anglica
Lineage: Eukaryota; Fungi; Ascomycota; Pichiomycetes; Serinales; Debaryomycetaceae
Source: the annotation of a GenBank genome assembly